Messenger RNA from Scleropages formosus (Asian bonytongue), 2292 nucleotides. RefSeq names its product interferon regulatory factor 5-like. The transcript has 10 exons. The coding region runs from base 634 to 1941 and encodes 435 amino acids. Gene Ontology annotation, biological process: immune system process; regulation of transcription by RNA polymerase II. The record is from RefSeq and is a predicted model, not a curated record. Lineage: Eukaryota; Metazoa; Chordata; Actinopteri; Osteoglossiformes; Osteoglossidae. Gene Ontology annotation, cellular component: nucleus. Gene Ontology annotation, molecular function: DNA-binding transcription factor activity, RNA polymerase II-specific; protein binding; RNA polymerase II cis-regulatory region sequence-specific DNA binding.
UUCAUGAGAGCGAAGGAAUCUACAGGUGAAGUGAGGGGAGGAACAAGAAAAACUGGCGCUCAAAAGCAGAGGCCAAGAGAGGUGCACUUCUGCAAAAAAGGGGCGCGAGACGGCGAGCUCCUGUAGAUUUCGCGCCGCGUCACGCGCUUUGCAUAGUUUGCCGAAGGACAGGACGGUUGUCACGCGUCGCUGCUUUGCGAGAAAGAUGUACUUUAAAAAAAAAAAAAAAAAAACAAAACAAAACAAAAAACUUUGUUUUUUUUUUUACAAUUCCUGUAAUUCUUUGAAAUCAGUUUCAUACUUGUCUUAGGCUGGUAGUAAUAAUAAUACGUUGUACUUGCAUGACUUAGGAUUUCUAUUGUUGUAUAUUUGACAAGUGAGGUAACCCACGACCUGAAGCCUUGCUCAGCAGCUGCAGCUGAGUAGCUGAUUUUUUUUAAUUUAUUUUUGUUUUUACCUCUUUUUCUUAAUCAAAUCAGUUUUAAAGCAAGCGACUGAACUAGAAAUAUCAACCAUAGAAGUAAACUUUCUGCUCUCUGAUCUGAAAGCUGGACUUCCAACUCAGUCAUACUUCUUCAGGUCCAUAUUUUUAUUAUUCACAUCUGACAUAGAGGGACUGGUGAUUCCCGUACCAUGAGCCUUCAGCCUCGUAGGAUCCGGCUCAAGCCGUGGCUCCUGGCCCAAGUGAACAGUGGCAGAUUCCCAGGCCUGCAGUGGGUCAACCCGGACCACACAUGUUUCCAGAUCCCCUGGCACCAUGCUACGCGUCACCACCCCUUGGAGGAGGAGAACACCAUCUUCAAGGCCUGGGCCCUGGAGACUGGGAAGUAUCAGGAAGGUGUGGAUAGCCCAGACCCAGCUAAGUGGAAGGCUAACCUGCGUUGUGCCCUAAACAAGAGCCGAGAAUUUAAGAUAAGGUUUGACGGCACAAAAGAGACACCCAUCCAGCCCUACAAAAUCUACGAGAUCUGUGACCAACCACAUAAUGGAGUUUCAGAUGCAGUUGAUGAAGAUGAAGAGCUUCCAAAUAUGAUGAACCUCAGCAUUGACAACCAGCCUGUUGACCUGUCUAAUUACUCAGCCUUCCACAUGGACUAUGCAGACCACAGUUUGCCAGUGGACAGCUUGGCAAACACAGGAUAUAUGUAUGACAGCAGCAGAGCAGACAAGACCGAAGGGAAUACUGGAGGGACACUGGAGCAUGAGCAGCCUGCAGGAGAAGUGGACAGGCAGCCCUGCAUCUAUGAUCUCCUCAGCAAUCCGCACAUGUUGCCAUUGACGGAUCUGGACAUCAGGUUCCUGUACCGAGGCCAGACGGCUGGGUCGCUCACUGUCAGCAACCCACAGGGCUGCCGUUUGUAUUCUAGCCAUUUGGAAGCCAUGCCAGAUCAGGUGGACCUGUUUGGCCCAGUGGGGUUACAACAGGUCUUGUUCCCCAGUGCAGCAGAGAUCCCCAAUGACAAGCAACGUCUCUACACAGAGAGCCUGCUAGGCUGGAUGGAUCGUGGUCUCAUCCUGGAGAUCCAAAACCAGGACAUCUAUGCUGUUCGCCUCUGCCAGUGUAGGGUGUUCUGGUCUGGACCUAACUUCCCAGAGCAAUCCCCACCAAAUCCCAUGGAGAGGGAGAGAAGGGUUGAGGUUUUCAACCUGAACAACUUUCUCCAGGGAUUGAUUUUAUACCUGAGACAAGAAGCUCCAGCACUGCCUCCCUUUGAGAUCUACUUCUGUUUUGGAGAAGAUUGGCCUGACCAGAAACCCAAAGAAAAGAAGCUAAUCUUUGUUCAGGUGAUCCCAGUGGUUGCCCGCAUUCUAAUGGAAAUGGUCUCAGGGGAGUUCUCCUGGUCGCUAGACAGCAUCCGCCUACAGAUCUCCAACCCAGACCUCAAAGACCAGACAGUGGAGCAGUUCAAGGAGGUGCAGAGGCUGCUGCAGAGUCACUAAUCAGACAGCCCAUGGAUCACCAUCUUUGAGUGGAGAACAAGUGAGGCACUCAAGCCACACCAGCAUCCAGGCCACUUACAGCCACAAUGAGCAAAUAUACAAUCCAUCAGUGGAAUGGUGGAUUUCAGGAACAAUAGUCAGCAGCCAAAACUUAUAAUGGAAUUAAAAAUUAAUGAAAAAGAUAAAAACAAUAAAUGUAUACUUAAAUGUACAUAUGCACAUACCUCUGUGUGCACACCAGCAUUUGAAACAUGUGCCUCCAGAAGAGCCACACACGUAGACUUAUUACAGCUCAUGUCAUACAGUAUAUCAGUCAAUUAGAACAAGCCUAGCAUGCAACCCAUGCUCAGA